Molecule: messenger RNA, 3645 nt
Organism: Phoenix dactylifera (date palm)
Lineage: Eukaryota; Viridiplantae; Streptophyta; Magnoliopsida; Arecales; Arecaceae
Source: RefSeq, a predicted model, not a curated record
AUUUUUCUCAUCUUAGUCCUUUCAAAUUUCUCAUAGUUGUCGAUCGAGCAGAAGAAAGAUAUGGCUUCCAAGGCUUUCUUUGUGUUUGGUGUUCUCUUGGUCUCCCUUCUGAUACUCUUGGUGGCGGCAACAGCUAGGGAGAUGACCGAGAAAACUCAAGAGAUGAACGUGGUGGAAGAGGGCGUCGGGGACCAGGAGAACUCUGGCGGAUACCAAGGUGGCCGCUCUGGUGGUGGUGGAAACAAUGGAGGCUGGCCUAGUGGCAGUGGUGGUAGUGGUAGUGGUGGAAACAACGGAGGCUGGCCUGGUGGUGGCGGAUACAACGGAGGCUGGCCUGGCAGUGGUGGUGGAAACAACGGAGGCUGGCCUGGUGGUAGUGGUGGUGGUGGUAAUGGUGGAAAUAACGGAGGCUGGCCUGGUGGUAGUGGCGGUGGUGGUAGUGGUGGCGGAUACAACGGAGGCUGGCCUGGUGGUGGUGGCGGAAACAACGGAGGCUGGCCUGGUGGUGGUGGCGGAAACAACGGUGGCUAUUCUGGUGGUGGUGGUGGAAACAACGGAGGCUGGCCUGGUGGUGGUGGCGGAAAUAACGGUGGAUAUUCUGGUAGUGGUGGUGGAAACAACGGAGGCUAUCCUGGUGGUGGUGGUGGUGGAAAGCAAGGCGGCGAUCCUAGCGGUGGAGGGUGGAAAUCGGCAAUCUUGGCGGCGGUGGUGGUGGAAACAACGGCGGCGUUCCUCGUGGUGGUGGAAACAAUGGCAGUUAUCCUAGUGGUGGUGGUAAUAGAAAUAAUGACGGCAAUCCUCGCGGCGGCGGCGGUGGAAACAACGGUGGCUAUCCUAGUGGUGGUGGUGGAUACAACGGCGGCUAUCCCGGUGGUGGUGGUGGUGGAUACAACGGCGGCUAUCCCGGUGGUGGUAGUGGUGGAUACAACGGCGGCUAUCCUGGUAGUAGUGGUGGUGGCGGCGGCGGCGGCGGCGGUAGUAAUGAUGGAUACAAUGGUGGCUAUCCUGGAGGUGGGCGUUAUGGUGGUGGUGGAUACAAUGGCGGAUAUCCCAGAGGUGGCUAUCCAGGAUAUGGCGGUGGCAGUUGCCAGUGGGGUUGCUGAAGCCGCUGAGGAUAUGGAGAUUGCGAUCGUUGCACCUAUAUUGGUUAUUCCCGAAUGCUGAAGUUGUGCAACUAGCAUAAAUAUAUACAUAAUGCGCUAGUAAAAAUCCAACAUGGUGUCGUGGAAAUCAUACGUAGUAUCCCGAGUGUGAACAAAGGGAGAGAACUCUCUCUCAAGACAAGUAAAUAAAUAAAUAAAUGGAGAGGAGAAGGUGUUUCUGUUCGGGCUCUCAAUUAAUGUUUAGACUUAGGAUUUUUUACAUCCUCCGAGCAUGAACAGAUUGGUGUUCUUUGGUGCAAAUUAUCAAUCAGUAAAUUGAUAGCAUUUUUUUUUUUUUGUGGUUAAAAACGGUAUUUCAUAUAGCUCUAACAUGAGUACAGUCUGCCUGGUCAAACAAAAGUAAAAGAUACAAAAAAGGAGGUAGAACUGCCAAUCGAAUAUUAUUAUUAGCAUAUUCUUGAAUAUUACUAUUCAGGACUAAUUUUAGCAAAUUAUUAUUCCUAGGCUGAUCGUCUUGAACAUGAAAUUUGUGUUACUCGAUCUAUUGUUCUGCUUCUUUGUUUAGCUGACUGAGCUCUUUUUGCUUAUUUUUCACUGAAAUUGUGCCUCCCGUUAUUAUCUUGUUUAAAGCAUUACUGAAUGUUUUGAACUCUGAUUUGAUAACUCACUGGUGAUAUGGAACAUUGAAUAGAGAUUUGUAGGAGAUUUUUGGCCCAACACAUACUCGUAUGUUGACAGGGCUUUACACAUAUGGUGUCUUUUUAUCCUUAUGUUUGCACCAAUAAUGUGGCUUACAUGUUCUUCAUGUGAUCUAAGAACUAGAUCAGUUUCAUAUCAUCUCCAACAUGGCAAUCAUGAUUGUCAUGCAGAACAGCUUUACAAGCUGAUUCAUUACAUUCAAUGCUACUGUGCCUUUUCCUUGUCUUCUUUUUUUCAAGGAAAUUGCUUCUUAGUACUAUGACUUUAUCUAUAAUCAUAUGUUUACAUCUGUUCUCUUAUGUUUAUUGAUCACUUCAAUUGGACUCUAUCAUCUAGGUACCCAUCAUACUGUCGACCAAAUAUAUGGCCUUCCAUUUCUUUGCCUGAGCUUGAACAAGGUACAUGGGCAUCUCUCCUCUGAAUCCAUAUAUGUGAAUAAUACUGGAGAAGGUUCUUCAGUCUGUUGGGUAAAUUGUAUAUUAUCAUCUUCAUGAGAUUCCUAAGAGGAAGUUAUAUCCAUCACUGUGAGAACUUUGAGAAUAUGGUCCCUUCCAAUUCUUAUUUGAAAUGCUUCUGAAAUGUUGAGUGAUUCAUGUUGGUAGAAUUAAUUGGGUGAUUCUCAUAAUAAAUUUUCCUGUAAUUUCUUUCUCUAAUUAUUUUAACUAUUCUUUUAUAGAUCCAAGAUUCUUCACGCUUAUUCUCUGAUUCAAAUUCUAGCAUCCAUCACUCAAGUUCUUGACCCAAAGAUUCAUCAACACCUUGGUAUAUUUUCAAUUUUUGUGAUUAUGUAUCACCGUCUUUAUAAUUAAAAAUUUAACUUUGUUUAUCAGAUAAUAACCAUAUUUUCUUUAUUUCUUUUUUCUUGUCCUUCAGCUUCUUUUUUUCAGUCAAAGUUUGUUCUGUUAUGACAGUAUGCGGUUUUCUUGUCAAAGUUUGUUCUACUUGAUGGAUGUUUCCUCCUUCAAAUGUUUAAUGAGGAUCUGCAAGCGGAGGAGCUCAGAUCGCUUUUCGACGAUAAUGUGUGCCUCAAAUGUCAUAUUCUCGUAGACCUGAUGUUGCUAGAAAAUCAACUUCCGUAUUUCAUUGUCCAGCAUCUCCUCGAAACACUGGGGAUGCCAGAGUGGGAUAGCUCCCGCCUUCUGAAUGCUGCCAUCGAUGCGUUCGAUGACUUUCUGCCAUCGUUCUGGAGAGGUCCACAGCCAGAGCUGCCCGCCGAAGGCUUCGAUGUGGAUCAUUUACUCCACUUGAUCCACCGAUGGAUCCGGCGAUUCCCAAAAUCAGAGGUGACCAACACAGCAAGCUACAGUAAACGAUCAAGGACUACUUAUUCUGCUUUAUCCCUAAUAAUCGACAAGACUGGGGAUUGGCUCUCCAAGGUGUUGCCGCGCCGUACCAAUUCUUCGAGUUCAGAGGUAUUCCCAAGAACCCUCCCCCCCAUUACUAGACUUGCAGAGGCUGGAGUGAAAAUCGAGGGGAGCAAGUCAGCAUCUGGCUUUCUAGACAUUACGUUCUGUAAGGAUCGGGGGUGUUGGGAAUCCCGGCCAUUUUUGUUGAUGAGUCAAUGAACUUCUUUUUUGCAAACCUAAUUGCUUUGGAGCAAAGUUGCAGGAGACACGAGAUGGAUGUCACUGAAUAUACCAAGUUUCUGGAUGCCAUCAUCAACACCUCAAGAGAUGUGGAGUUGCUUCACCGGGAAGGGAUCAUUCAACCGCAUAUUGGAGAUGACCAGGACAUUGCAUAGUGGAAGUACAUUGCAAAUGUAAAUUGACAGUAUGAAUGUAAUUUGACAAUAUGAAUGUUUUGAUAAAUAUGUUUGAUUGUGCUAUGAGUAUAAUCUCGUUUA